AACACUUUUCAGUAUCCCGCUCUUGCUCUUGCUCUUUGCCUUUCAAUCAAAAUUCGAAAUAUAUUCCCAACUACCAAAACCCACUUUCUCUCACACACAACACGCACAGAAGCGGGCAGAUAUGUUGCCAAAGCCGAAGGAGGCGCCCGUCGCCGGCUCAGUCGACCCACUGAGCGGUCUCAGUGGGCUGUCACUCUUUCCGCGCACGAUUGGGGCUUCAGCUGACGCUCCGGUGUCCGCCGAUCCCAAGGACCUAGAUUCCAUCCACAAUAUUAUGAAAUCUUUGAAAGAGUUAAGGAGUCCCGAAAAGCUCAUGAGCGAGGCAAAGAAAAUUGUGGAUGGUGGAGCCAAUCUUCUAUCUAAUUUUUCCAGUUUCGCUGAAAAUGUGAGCAUUACUUAUGACAUUGCGGCAAAAGCUAAGGACAGGCCACAAGAGAAAAGACCAGGUCUUGGACUUGCCCGUAAGAAAGCUUCAUUUUCUCUGAAAACCAGUAGUAGUCACCCUCCAGUCAAUUUGGAGCCAACUUUAGACAUUGAUCGCCUUGAAGAUCCAGAUGCCUUUUUUGAUGCUUAUGAGAGGAUUGAAAAUGCCAAAAAAGAGAUACAAAAACAAACAGGUGUUGGUGGGAACAACAUAAAUCUUUAUAAACCAUCAAAUAAUGAACGCCGUCGUCGACCAGGAAUUUUAGGGAAGUCAUAUAAUUAUAAGCACCGCUACUCAUCAACACCUUCUGAAAAUGAUGACAUGUGGAUGUCCUCCCAAGAGACAGUGCAUCAGGACAUUCCAAGUCCACCUAACGAUGUGUUACACAAGAAGUUAAUAGAUCCUGAUCCUAAUCUUAGUGAUGUGGAAGAAAUUGAAUUGGCUGAAUCUAUGAAGAAAACAGAGAGUCGAGUCAAUGAUAUGUUGGAGGAACUGUUGUCCUACAGUGAUGAUGAUUUAGAAGGGCAGGGAGCCUUCAAUAUCUUGCAGGAGCGGUUGAAGAUCAAAACUCUUGAUAAGGAGAACAUGCGCUACUUGACUAAACUACCUGAUGUUGGAAGGACUGAUAUUUUGACUUCACCAGGAAGUCGUCAAAUGCCUCGCAGGAGUUCAGUGGUUUUAGAUAGUGUGCUGAAAAAUUUGAAUAAGGAACCUCGCGCGGAACAAGAACUGGUGGAAAAUUCAGCUAAUCUUGUAUCUUCACCAACUCCUCCAAGGAAUCCAUUUGGAUCCAUAUCUUUAUUGAAAAAGAAGAUUUUGCAGCCCAACCCUCUCAGAGAUCCAUUUUCACCACAGGACAUUGAUCUUUGUCCGCACCCAAAUUCUUCUCCUGCCAACCCCAAGGAUAAGCUACUUGGACAGGUUGAUAUCCUAAAGGAUUUAGGCCAUGAGUUGGAAUCACAUGUAAAGUUUGGUCGUACUGAAUCUGCAAUAUCUGAUAUGGAUUCUCAACAAGUAGUGCAAAAUGCUGAUAGUCUGCCUGAGCAGUCUUUAAGUGAAAAUGCAAGCAUGCCAAGAGAAAGUGGCAGUACUAAGGCAAAUGCUUCUCCUGCCCAGCUCAGGGAUAAGCUAGUUGGACAGGCUGAUGUGCCCAAGGAGUUGGGCAUGCUUAGUGAGAUGGAGUCAAAUGUCACGGUUAUUAGCACAAAUUCACCACUUUGUAAUUCAGAUAAACAUGAAGUAAAUGAAAAUGCUGAUGGUCUGCCUGAGCAGUCUUUAAGUGAAAAUGCAAGCAUGCAAAGAGAAAGUGGCAGUACUAGGGCAAAUGCUUCUCCUGCCCAGCUCAGGGAUAAGCUAGUUGGACAGGAUGAUGUGCCUAAGGAGUUGGGCAUGCUUAGUGAGAUGGAGUCAAAUGUCACGUUUAUUAGCACAAAUUCACCACUUUGUAAUUCAGAUAAACAUGAAGUAAAUGAAAAUGCUGAUGGUUUUCCUGAGCAGUCUGAAGAUGAGAAUGCAAGCAUGGAUGCUAGUAGUAGGCAAAAUGAAGAACCAAAUAACAACAGUGGAGAAGCUAUGAACAUUAACAACAAUGAAUCAAAUCCUUCUGUAAUUGAUGAGGAAGCCAGGAAUGAUGCAUCAAUCAGACGACAAAUUAAUCCAGAGCAACAGGAGGUGCAUGCUGUCAAGCAGAAGAGAGGAAAAAGAGUAGCAGGUGAUAAACGUAUUAGAGAUGCACAUCCCAUGAGGAAAAGCCUUGCAGAGGCUGGUACAACGUUUGAAACUGGAGUGAGAAGAAGCAAAAGAAUUAGGAUGAGACCACUGGAAUACUGGAAAGGAGAGAGAUUCUUAUACGGACGAGUUGAAGACAGCUUCAAACUGAUUGGACUAAAAUACAUCUCUCCGGAAAAGGGUAAUGAGAACCUGAAAGUGAAGCCAUAUAUCUUGUCGGAGAAGCCUGAAUACAAGGAACUUCUUGAUCUGGCAGCUCGCCAUUGAGUACGUCUACGUGUGAUCAUUUACUGGGGGUUAAUACGCUGGUAGGUUUUAUCCUCUUACCUCUAGAAGAAGCUAUGUAUCAACAUUUGAUCAUACGUAUUUUCUUGUUUGAAAGUGUGCUCCGGAGGUUGGGAUUUGUAAAGAGAUCUCCAUCAAAUCUUUUGAUGACACUAGUCUAAUGUAAAAUUGAAAAAGAAAAAAAAAUCAAUCACCUAAAUGUCAUUGAACUUUC
Molecule: messenger RNA, 2651 nt
Organism: Salvia miltiorrhiza (redroot sage)
Lineage: Eukaryota; Viridiplantae; Streptophyta; Magnoliopsida; Lamiales; Lamiaceae
Product: centromere protein C
Exons: 10
Coding region: 122-2419 (765 amino acids)
Biological process (GO): attachment of mitotic spindle microtubules to kinetochore; kinetochore assembly; spindle attachment to meiosis I kinetochore
Cellular component (GO): kinetochore
Molecular function (GO): centromeric DNA binding
Source: RefSeq, a predicted model, not a curated record